This is a messenger RNA of Mobula hypostoma (lesser devil ray), 2929 nucleotides long. RefSeq names its product IgGFc-binding protein-like. NCBI's taxonomy places the organism in Eukaryota, Metazoa, Chordata, Chondrichthyes, Myliobatiformes, Myliobatidae. The record is from RefSeq and is a predicted model, not a curated record. The transcript is spliced from 8 exons. Bases 210 to 2519 code for a protein of 769 amino acids.
CUGGGUGUUCCAAGCAGGCAGCGCAUCGGAUCGUUUUCACCGCUCUCCCGUAACCGCCAUCGCUUCUGUUAAUUAUCUGUCCGCAAUAUCGACCGGUAAAUAUAUAACAAAGCGGAAAUCCUUCGCUCUGUAAACUGGUGUCUAACGGAAGGAGGAAGGUGACUUCGCCCCAGGCCGAGAGAGGGUCGCCGGACACCCGCAGCAACAGUAUGUCCGCCCCCAGGCGUAGGAGUUGCACCAUCUUACUGGUGUUUUACAUGCUGAUGGCCAACCACGAAGACAGCCGGUGCGUCGGUUCCGCGAUUGGCAACUUGAACAGCGCAGGUUCUCAGGGGUUAGUUGUUUCGGGAAGAAAAUUCCUGGCCAUUUUCCUAGAGAACCACUCGAACACAGCCGUCCUGGCCUUGAACAUUAUCACCUACGAGAAGGCGGCCAACGUGAACGUCUCGAUUUCCGUCCCGCCUUUCUUUCGGGCCCAGACCAUUGGAGCCAGUAACAGCGCUGUGGUCAACCUGGAGCCCAUCUUCAUGCUUAAGGGUAAUGAGAUCUCCAAGAAGGUUAUCACCAUCACGGCUGACGAGGACAUCUCAGUGGUGGUGCUGAAUACCCGUUACAACACCCAGGAUGCCUACCUAAGCCUGCCUGUCGUUAACCUGGGCACCACGUACUUUGUAGUCACUUACAACGGGGUCCGAACCAACCACAGGCAGUUCGCCAUCGCCAACGGCAACGAACAGGUCCGGGUGACUAUCACGGUGGCGGGCGCAGUAGAGUUCAACGGCACUCAGUACUCGGACAAGCAGCAGUUCAACUUCACCAUGGAGCCCAACCAAACCGUCCAGUUCCAGAGCGAAGUCGACCUGACCGGCACCAAGGUGGUGUCUUCCAAACCGGUGGCGGUCUUCAGUGGAAACCGGUGCAUCAUGAUCUCCUCCGGCGACUGCGACCACGUCGCCGAGCAGCUUUUCCCGGCGGACAAGUGGUCCUACUCCUUCGCCGUCUUCCCCCUGAUGGACAAAGAGACGACUGACCUGGUCACCGUGAUGGCGGGCGAGAACGACACGGCCGUCAGCAUCUACUCGGAGGAGGGAAACGUCAACUUCGUGCUUCAGGAAGGUUCCCACAUCAACCUCACCGUCAGCGGGGGUAUGAUCGUCAAUUCAGCCAAGGCCAUCAUGGUGACCUACCUCUCGACGGGGGGAAGCAACAGCCUGGUCCCCACUUUCGACCCGUUCCUGAUGAACGUCAUCCCCUCCGUCUACUUCAGCGCCUUCUACGUCUUCGUGACCUUCGCCAACUUUUACAAUUACAUCCUCAUCGUCUCAUCCACGCCGAACUACAAGCAAAUCGUCCUGGAUGGAAAGCCCCUGUCCAGCUACUCCUCGGAGAACAUCACCUUCUGGGACUUCACCGCCACCCGGAUCUAUCUGGGCAAGACGGCAGGCCGCUACGUGAUAAUGCACGCGGAAGCGCUCUUUGGCAUCUACGUCUACGGCAUCGCCCGAGGGGAGGCAUACGGCUACUCGAUAGGAGGCAAAAGGAACAGCGUUGAAAUAAGGAAGUCGGCGUCGUUCAUCUGCAUGACGCAGGCGGCUGAAUACACCUUCCCGACCAGCGUCCUCACCAGCGCUGGGGUAGCCCUCGCCGACGUGCAUCUUAUCGACCCGACCUGCAAGGCCCACCAGCAGGACGAGAACUGGGUGAUCAUCACUGCUCCGUUUGACUCCUGCGGGACCAUCAUCAGCAACCAGACUGGGAAGAUAAUCUACCUCAACACCAUUUACGGAAGUGUCCCACGUACUCCAGUUCACCGGCUGGAGAUCGAACUGAAGUGCGAGAUGUCAGUCAACGAAAGCGUCAGGAUGGGAUUUAUGCUGCAGACCAAUCACCUGGUUCGGUUCGGACACUACAACGUAUCCUUUAAGUUGUUCCGCUCAAUAAACUACGACGACCCAAUCCUGCAAUUCCCUUACCAAAUUGAACUGAACGGGACGUUGUUCGUUCAGAUGGAGGCCGAGACAACUGACGCGGGAGUACAGAUCUUCACGGACACCUGCGUGUCCGUGCCCUCGCUGAACACCAACAAAGUACCGUAUACCAUAAUUCAAAACGGUUGUGUCCACGACCUGACAUUCAAGUCGCAUGAAACCAGUGACACAAGAAAGCAGCGCUUCAGCUUCCACGUGUUCAAGUUCGAGGACUUCCCGCAGGUCUACAUCUUCUGCGAUCUGGUGCUCUGCCACAACAGCUCGUCGCCCAACCGCUGUGAGAAGGGCUGCAUCCCGUCGCGGAGGAAGAGGGAGCUCCAGGCCCACUGGCGGAAUGACAAGGCCGCCCAUCUCUCGCAGGGUCCCCUGGUCUUCUCCGCCAGCAGGCUGGGACAACGUGAUCUGCGCCUCAGUUCUGAAAGAAAAGAAGCCGGUUACAAUAUGUAUAUGUUUGGGGCUCUAUCUGCUAUUUGCCUGAGUUUACUCACUGCUUUGGUCCUUCAGAGAAAAUACUACUUGCAGCAAAACUGACUGAUUAUUGCAUAGCUCAUCUAGGUAAAAUAAAACAUUUGAGUAAAUGGAAGCAAAACAUAUAUUUUCCUUAGUUUUAGGUCAACUGCACACUACGUCCAUUUCAAAUUCGAUCUCUUUUUGUGCUAAAGUCUGCUUGUCAAAUGACAAAUCUAUGCGGGGUUGCAACUCAGUUAGGUUAUGUAAGAUGCAAAGUGUGAAAAUCAUGAGUGUUGAUACCUUUGUGUCGUGUUGAAUUAUUUUGAUUUUGUUUUUCAGUAGAAGAAUGACACUUAUCCACCACGACUACAUUGAUAAUCAAUUAAUUCAAUUCAUUAUGUAAGGUGUUGCUUUAAUAUUCACAAUAAAGGGGAAAUAUUAUAGUAAAUUUUAAGUAUCUUAGUUGUUAAUAGAAGUGAUCAGCUGCUUAU